AUGGAUGAGCCGGCCGACGACAUCAAGAGCAUCGCUAGCGAAAUGGAGGAGGAUCAAAAGCUCCCGGAGCCAAUUCCGGCAGGGCUUGAUGAGAAAGGCCCCAAUCAGGAUGCCCAUGCGGAUGGCGGCGGCGUCGAGGACAAAAAGCAAGCCAUCCUCCACGCCUGCAGGACACGGGACCUGGCCCGGCUGAGGGCGCUUGCAGAAUCACCAGGGGGGUUCUUGUCGGACGAUCUGCGCCAGCAGGCAUGGCCAGUUCUCCUCGGACUACCUCCGUUCGGGACCGACGUGAAAGCUGAGGAUGAUGGUCGUGAUGGUCAUAAUGGUUACAGCUCGACGACAUCAUCAGCCUUCUCCUGGGAGUCCCUGCCCCGUCACAAAGAUGAGGACCAGGUCCAGCUUGACGUCAACAGGGCUUUUGUCUAUUACCCCAAGAACCAAACCGACUCCCAACGCCAACACCAAAAAUCCCUUCUCUCCGACCUCAUCCUCUCCGUUCUCCGUCGUCAUCCCUACCUGCACUACUUUCAAGGCUACCACGACAUAGCCCAGGUCCUCCUCCUCGUCCUCAACCCCCCCAUCUCAACCCCCAACACCUCCCUCCCCCAGACCUCCAUCCUCCUCUCCCACCUCUCCCUCCUCCACAUCCGUGACUUCAUGCUCCCCAGCAUGACGCCCUCCCUCGCCCAGCUGCACCUCAUCCCCGAUAUCCUCCGUCACGCCGAUCCCCUUCUCUACCGCCUUCUCUCCCUGACUGAGCCCUUCUUCGCUCUCGCCGGCACAUUAACUAUGUACGCACACGAAGUGCCCACCUUCUCUGAAAUCACCCGCCUCUUUGACGUGCUGUUGGCUCGAGACCCGUGCUUCACGGCGUACCUUUUCGCCUCUUUAAUCCUCGCCCGACGGGACGAGCUACUGUCCGUCGAACCCGACCGCGACAUCCUGCAUGCAGUCCUCUCCCGCCUGCCAGACCCUCUCCCCGUCCCCAUCGAGACCCUCAUCGCCAAUGCGGCCGCGCUGGAAAGGAAAUAUCCCCCCGAAACCUUACCGUCCUGGAAAAAGAGAGUCUCGAAAUGGAGUGUCCUCAAAACAGCGCGUCGCAAGCCCGGCAUGGAGGGCAUCCCGCCAGGUAGUAUCGAGGAUGCACAACAGUACUUUGAGAAGCAGGUGCGCGAGUUGGAGUGGCUUGAAAAGAGAGACCGGGCACGCAAGUGGGUGUGGCAGCAUCGUCGGAGCGUGGGGAUGGCGGGGAUGGCGGUGGUGGUUGCUGUGUUGGCUGUGUUGUUACGCCGGGCGGGGGAGAAUGUGCCGUCGGGGACGUGGGCAAGUGUGUAUUUGGGGUAUCCGGGGGUGCUCCCGGGUUCGGUGGCGGAGGGGAUGGCGUGGUUGUCGGGGGUUUUGAGGGGGUUGUGGCCUUAG
Messenger RNA from Thermochaetoides thermophila DSM 1495, 1419 nucleotides. RefSeq names its product rab GTPase activator-like protein. Gene Ontology annotation, cellular component: endoplasmic reticulum membrane. The record is from RefSeq and is a predicted model, not a curated record. The transcript is spliced from 3 exons. Gene Ontology annotation, biological process: positive regulation of GTPase activity; endoplasmic reticulum to Golgi vesicle-mediated transport. Bases 1 to 1419 code for a protein of 472 amino acids. Gene Ontology annotation, molecular function: GTPase activator activity. NCBI's taxonomy places the organism in Eukaryota, Fungi, Ascomycota, Sordariomycetes, Sordariales, Chaetomiaceae.